CACAGCUGUAGAGCUUCAGUUUUCUUCACGGUCAGGGAUGCUGACGGGUCAUGUCAAGAGAAGAGGCGAGUGGAACCUAAGUACUCCUGAACUUUUGUUCUCCUGGACAGUAUACUGAUAAAUCGGAAGACAUUUCAAAGAAGACUUUGCAGCUCAAGAGUGUUCGUCUAUAUAUCGCUCUAUAAGAAACUGAUUAAUUCGUAAUAUUAAAUCGCUUUCGGCGGACAUUGGCGGGUCCUCAUAAAAUGUUUCCAGAGAGAGGAAGCUUGACUUUUCUCACUGUGGUUUUGAUCGUGACGCUGUCAUGUGAAGCGAGAGACGAUGCAGCUGUGACUCAGAACCAGCCUCAGCCAGAUGAAGCAGAACCUAACGCAGAUCUCACCCUGAAGGACCCUACCGGAGAGCCAUGGGUGAAGCCACGCUUCACUCAGCCCACAAAGAUGCGCAGGCGUGUGCUAGAGCAGCCCGUUGGCAGCUCGGUGCGUCUCAAGUGUCUGUCCAGUGGCAAUCCAACACCGGUCAUUUCAUGGUGGAGAGACCAGAGCAGGCUGCCCAGCCCUCACCAAAGUAAACGCCCACAGUGGACGCUGACUCUGAAGAACCUGCAGCCUCAGGACAGUGCCAAAUACACCUGUCUCGUCUCCAAUGCAGCUGGCCAUAUCAAUGCCACCUACAAAGUGGAUGUAAUUGAGCGUACCAACUCCAAACCCAUUCUGACAGGUACCCAUCCUGUCAACACAACUGUGGAGUUUGGUGGAACAGCUUCCUUCCAGUGUAAGGUCCACAGUGAUGUGAAGCCAGUAAUACAGUGGCUGAAGCGAGUUGACCCGGGCACAGAGGGGCGCUAUAACUCCACACUGGAGGUAGGAGGCCAGCACUUUGUUGUGCUGCCCACUGGGGACGUGUGGUCCAGACCUGACGGUUCCUACCUCAACAAGCUGGCCAUCGUCAAGGCACGUGACGAGGAUGCUGGAAUGUACAUCUGUCUAGGGGCUAAUACCAUGGGCUACAACUCUCGCAGCGCCUACCUCACCGUUCUCUCAGAUCCCAAGAAGGAUAAGGACAUCAUUCUCCGCCACAUCAGCCCCGGUCUUCCCUGGCCACUUAUUAUUGGGAUCCCAGCUGCUGCCCUGCUCAUAGUAGGAGCCAUCGUGCUCUGGUUGUGCCACAGCCGCAGACACCAGAGUGCUUUGCCUCCCCGACCGAUGACCUAUCGAGACCACCACAUUCCAGACAAGGAGCCCAGCUCAUCCAACGGCACCAACCCUGACCUGCCCAACCAGAGACUAAUGGGAAUGGGGCCCCCAGCUCUCAGCGGUCCACCAAAGAUUUAUACCAAGGUCUACACAGACAUGCACACCCACACACACUCCCAUGCACACAUGGAGGGAAAAGUACACCAGCAUUUCCAUUACCAGUGUUAGCAGGUUACCAUCAGGUUACCCAUGCUGCUGCCUCAGUUCUCAUGAGCUAAGGGCCACCACUUGAGGACCACAACCAUACUGUUCUGAUGGAGCCCAUUUACCUUGAAAUGUCUCAGGUCAAGGACAAUGUCUCACACUCAGUAGAGCUGCAGUGGACCUCAAUUCUUCUGAGUGCAAAAACAAAUAACACUGAAUAAAGGCAACCUGAGCAAGUGCUAACAGUCCAAGAACAAUACUUGGACCUUUCUGCUAUUCAAAAGCCAAGCAUUACACAGGAAGUAGAGCAGAGAUAUUUUAUAUUUGGAGAAACUGUGAUGAUGUGUGUUAAACAUACUGGUUGCCCUGUUUACAAUGUGUUCUGAACAUUAAUGUCAAGAAAUUAGCAAAGAUGUGGUGUUUUCUUUUACUUGUUUGUUUGUUUUUGUUUUGCAACUUUAUAUGUGAAGAAAUGAUGCAAGGAAAUGUCAGGGAAAAUAGACGGAUAACUAAAUGGAAAGGGGGUAAGGGCUUCUGUUGUAUUGCCAUUAAAAGGUGCUUUGUGUGUAUGUAUGUAUGUAUUCAGCUCUACUUUCUGAUGAUUGCAGUAUUAUGUAACAUUAUCUAUGUCAGUGCAGUCUCACUGUUUGCUAAUUACAGUCAAGGAAACUUUUAUUUCAAACACAUUGUGUAUCAUUUCAAAUUACAGAUGAUCUGUAAACAUGGCAUUUCUGUUUGAUGAUAAUAUAUUUUUAGACUCCAACAAAAACUAGUCAGCAGGUCUUUAUAAACCUCCUGUGAGCCGAUAUACAAAUCUCGUUAAAAUCUGUAAAUGUGACAACAUGUUUAUUUGAGAUACUGCAUGCUCCGAUUUUUACUUUGGUGCUCAUUUAAGUGUGUUUUAAUAAUAUUUUUGUAAGAAAUAAAUAAUUUUUUAUUUUUCCCUAUGUGUUUACAGUUUGACCCCAGAAGCGUGCGUAUUUUCAAUGGGAAUUGAAAGUUGACGCUCCUCACCCUCCCUAAUAUGGCCUCAGACCACUGUUAGUUCAGCAGGCUGAGGAAUGCAAUAAGAAAAUCAAGUUAUUCUUUUCGACACCAGGAAAGGAGGGAAAUAUUCCCAGCAGGAUUUGAUGGGUAUUAAUAUUCGGAGAGGGUUACAAAGAGGGGGCUAGAGUUCUUAAGGCUGUUUCCUCUGUGUUCCCUGUGGAUGACAAAGGAAAGAAAAACUCUCCUGUAACACCAAACUCCCAAGAGGCGAGCACUGACUGAGCACUGGACAUUUGAACUUUUAAAAGAAAAACGUUUAGACUGUUUAAAUGUGAUGAAUCAGUUGUGUGAACUGAGGGACUGUCAGUACCUGCCAAGCCAAUUGUACAGUAAAAUAGACAAGAAAAAGCUAGGCUGCCAUCUAGAGGCCAUAAUUAGUGGUACCACUCAAUGUGCAAUAAUAGUGCCUUGUAGUAAUAUUAAUACUUCCCCAAAAAUGUUUUAUAAAUCAACAUCCGUCUAAAACGGUCUCUGAGCUCAGAACUAAAGUCAUGUAAAUUUCAAUUUGAGAUGUAAAGCUAUAGGCAUCUUUAAUGUGACUUUAACUAUAGCUGAUUAUUCAUAAUUUCUGUCAGUUCAUAGGUCUUGCAAGUAAAGUGUGUGUGUGUGUGUGUGUGUGUGUGUGUGUGUGUGUGUGUGUGUGUGUGUGUGUGUGUGUGUGUAGAGAGAUACAUGUAGAUCAAUAUCCUGCAUGUUUUCAAGCUUUUCAUCUUGAAAGCAUUCAACAGGAACAGCUUGUAUUUCUUCUGUGGCUUUCUGAAUAUAGUAGGUAAAAUUAUGCUGCCUUUGUCAGAGGUUUAACAACCACACCUCAACAAUUUGUCUAUAUACUAAAAAUUAGAAGUGCUAAUAAGAUGCUUCCCAUUGCAUUUCAAGAGAGACUAGCAUUGAUGGUGUCUCAAGUGCUUCUUUGAAUUGGCUUAAACAUAUACUUUUUUAAUGGUGAUUAUGGUAUUUCAGGCAGGAUUAACAGAAAAAAAUUAAAAAUACUGUUAAUAAAUGAUAGUAUAAGAAUAAACAGAAAACAUCUGAGACAGAUGAAUGAGCAUUUCAUUUUUAUUUAGAGCAAACAAUAAAAGCUAUAUUGAUUCUUGAAUAGUUUCUAUUUAUAUCUAUUCUAUAUUUGUUUGUUUGUUUGUGGUCUUUUUGUGCUGUGCUACAUGGGUUUGACCUUGAUCUUGCUCUUGUAUAGAUAAAAAUAAAAUGCACCUCAUG
This is a messenger RNA of Cyprinus carpio (common carp), 3662 nucleotides long. RefSeq names its product fibroblast growth factor receptor-like 1. The record is from RefSeq and is a predicted model, not a curated record. Gene Ontology annotation, cellular component: plasma membrane. Lineage: Eukaryota; Metazoa; Chordata; Actinopteri; Cypriniformes; Cyprinidae. Gene Ontology annotation, molecular function: fibroblast growth factor binding; fibroblast growth factor receptor activity.